GUAUGGGGACGAAACUGAACGGCUUGGAUAGGUUGGAUAGCACAUGGCAGAGUGAUCGGACGAAGGCCAAGUCGAUUCUGGUUUGCAUCGAUUAGUCGAGUUCCCUUUGCGGCAUUCCCUACUCUAGCUCUAGAUCACUUCCCUUCAAUGCCAUGCUAGAGAGCCACGGAGAGCCAGUCCUUUUCGCCUUUCCGAACUCCAUUUGGAGACGGCGCAGCGCUGGACACUCCUCCAUGGCCGUUAUCACAUUUCCGAAGCUCCUAAAGACAUCCAACAUCCAUCCCGCAAUCCAAGCUCCGUACACUCAACUCAUGACUUCAAAGACCCUCAUCGUCCCUCCCGUCGAACCCGACGGUCUGCAUCCUCCAUUUCGGACCCGCGUACCGCAGAAUGGCUGAUCGUGGAAUACCCCGUACGCCUUUACCGCAAGUUAUAGAUAAUCUCAUUGGCCCCGGUCGGCACUGCUCGAGGUAUAGAGAUAGGAGUGCCGGCGGGGAAGCUGGGGAUACCGCCGGGAUGUUUAAGCCCUUGCCGCUCAGGCUGUCUCCUUUUUCGAUCAGUGCAACAAUGGACUUCAACGUGACGUUAUGUUUGGCCUCUUGCCGCCUUCAUUGUCGUUAUUUUCGAGGGUGGAGAAAAUUGUUUGUACCGGCAGGGAAAGGUGGUGUUUUAUUCAUAUCGAUCACCUGGAUGUACUGUCUGUUAUUGGAGCUCCUGGGCAACAGCGUUGUAACAUGCAGCAGCGGUCGUCUCGCAAGAAUGCAGCGUCUGGAUUCGAUUUUCAGGACGGUUCCUCCGACACAUCAACCGGGUACUUGGGGCCUCUUUUGGACUAUCAAUUCUGAACGACUGUAGUUCGAAGACACCCUCCGUGCGGCCUACCGUGAGCGGGAGUGAGUUUCUCCUCCAAUGACUAAAUAAUUUCCAGCUAGAAAUUCCACCAAAUCAGAAUGAGGUAGAGGGUGAGGCCGAGCAUGAGCACGAGAACGACACCGCGAAUCAAUGUUUUCGAAGUUA
Molecule: messenger RNA, 1017 nt
Organism: Somion occarium
Lineage: Eukaryota; Fungi; Basidiomycota; Agaricomycetes; Polyporales; Cerrenaceae
Source: the annotation of a GenBank genome assembly